This is a messenger RNA of Brassica napus (rape), 1273 nucleotides long. RefSeq names its product beta-amylase 3, chloroplastic. Gene Ontology annotation, biological process: polysaccharide catabolic process. Lineage: Eukaryota; Viridiplantae; Streptophyta; Magnoliopsida; Brassicales; Brassicaceae. Gene Ontology annotation, molecular function: beta-amylase activity. The record is from RefSeq and is a predicted model, not a curated record.
AUGAAGUAUAACUGGGAAGGCUAUGCCGCGCUUAUACAGAUGGUUCAGAUGCACGGUCUCAAACUCCACGUCGUUAUGUCUUCCCAUCAAUGUGGAAGAAACGUUGGAGCCUUUUGCAGUAUGCAACCAUGGGUGCUUGAAGAAAUCAGUAAGAACCCUGAUCUUGUCUACACAGACAAAUCUGGGAGAAGGAAUCCAGAGUAUAUCUCCUUGGGAUGUGAUUAUGUGCAUUAUUUGAGAUCGUCGCUUCAAGCAUAUGCUGAAUCAGUCGAGAAGACUAACUGGGGAACAAGUGGGCCUCAUGAUGCUGGCGAGUACAAGAACCUACCAGAAGAUACUGAGUUUUUUAGGAGAGAUGGAACAUGGAACAGUAUAAAUAAAUAUGGAAAGUUUUUCAUGGAUUGGUAUUCAGGGAAGCUACUGGAACAGGGACACAAACUUCUAGCUUCAGCGAAAGCAAUCUUUCAAGGAACCGGGGCAAAGCUAUCAGGAAAAGUAGCCGGAAUAUACUGGCACUACAACACCAGGUCAAACGCUGCUGAGCUAACCGAUGGGUAUUACAAAUACAACACAAUAAACCAUGACGGGUACUUACCAAGUAAGCUGUUCAACACACAUGGUGCUGUGUUCAGCUUCACCUGCAUGGAGAACAACCUGAAUUACGCAAACACGGCAAAUUGCUCGCCGGAAGGUCUGGUUAAACAAGUGUAGAAGGUGACAAGGCAGGCUGGAACUGAGCUAGCAGGGGAGAAAGCGUUAGAGAGAUAUGACUGGAGCGCGUUCUGACAAGUGGUUGCAACGAAUAGAUCAGAUUCUGGAAAGGGGUCGACACAAUUUACUUACCUAAAAAUGAACAAGAGGUUGUUUGCGGGUCAAAACUGGCAGCAGUUAGUGGAGUUUGUUAAGAACAUGAAGGAUAGACGACUCUCUGAAGAAGACACAACAAGAAGUGAGGUUUAUGUGGGAUUUGUCAAAGGCAGGAGGAUCAUUGAGAAGGUUGAAGAGACUUCUCUAGUUUAAUUUCUCACAUAUACUGUAUCCAUAGGCGAUCUUGAACAUAAUGAGAUGAAACAUUCUCGUCCCCAAAUUUAAAUAUCAAAUAACAAUAUGUAUUGAUCAUUUAGUCUCAAAUAAUCAACGGCCCUGAUUGUAAAGUUCAUGUUCUUGAUGUCUAAUACAUAAUAAACAUGGGAGAUGAGAGAGUACAGUGUUACAAUCUUUAUGAUCUUAAUCAAUGUGGUUUACACUGAUAGUAAAUGUUUCAUAUAACUCA